Molecule: messenger RNA, 2097 nt
Organism: Pedinophyceae sp. YPF-701
Lineage: Eukaryota; Viridiplantae; Chlorophyta; Pedinophyceae
Source: the annotation of a GenBank genome assembly
AUGGCCUCGCAAGUGGCUGUGGGCCCGGCGCCAGCCUGCGGGCUGGUGCGGCCGUCGCCGCGCGUUCCGGCGCGGCCCCACGUCGCGUCCUUUAGGCCCGUGGCCGCCCCGGCCGCUCCCAAGCACGCGCUGCAGCGCCACGCGCCGCGGCCUUGUCCCCGCAGAGUGACAAUGACGGCAGUGUCCUCGGGCAGCGAGCAGACCGACGAUGCGGUGCUCAGCGAGUACAGGGAGGAGCGAUCGCCCACGACCGAGGCGGCGCAGCAGUGCAAGCGCCUGCAGGCGCUGUGCGAGAUCCGGAAAAUAUUCACCGGGCUCCUGCGGGCCGAGAUGCUCCUCGCCCUGCCCUCCCCGCUCCUGCCCGCCCUCCAGCAAGACAAGGUGCAAGAAAUGACCGAGGAGGAGCAGGAGGCCUUCGAGCGGGAGCGCGUGGAGACGGCGCUGGCCGACGUCGUCGAGAUGAAGGUCCUCUCGAACGACUUGAAGCGCUUUUUGAAGGGCCCCUGGAAGGAGGGCGCCCCGCUCGCGUUCGAGGACAGCGACAAGGCCGUCCCCCGCGUGGAAGCCCGGACCAAGGAGCUCGCGGACCUCCUGCGCAAGCGCGCCGGGAAGGAGGUCGACGCGACCCCGCUCCUCCCGCCGCGCCUCGUGUCGAAGAUGGCCAAGCUGCGCACGACGGACGCGUCCAAGGUGCCCAGGGACGAGCUGGAGGGGGCACUGGCAGCACCGGCGCGCGGCCAGGGCGCCAUGCGCCGCCUCGAGGCCGCCGAGCGCGAGGUCGAGAGGUUCGUCGGCGAAGUCGUCCGGCCUGCGAUAGGGAAGGCCGCGGAGGAGCCCAAGGAGUCCCUGUCGUCGGUGGCGGAGUACGUGUCGGGCGUGUGGACGCGGCUGAACGGCGGCGGGCGCGCACAGACGACCGCCGUGCACCUGGUCGACCUCCCGCGCCUGCGCGCCGCGGCCCGCGAGAGCGUCCCCGAGCGGCGCGGGCGGCUGGCGCUCGCGGUGGACCACCUGGACCGGCGGCUGCAGGAGGCGAGCAAGGAGCGGGAGGCGAAGGUGCGCCGCGGGUCGACGGCGGUGCGGGCGCGCAUGGCCGGGGAGCUCAAGCAGCUCGACCGCCGCGUGGACAUCCUGUCGCGGGCGCUCGCGGUGCGCACGCUGCAGCUCGAGCUCGACCACAUCUACAGUUCGCUGGAGGACGAGGGUCUGGACCUCGAGAGCCUGUGGCAGGCGGCGCGGCGGCAGCGGGGUCCGCGGCGCAAGUUCUCGGAGAGCGAGGAGUUCGCGCUGCUGGUGGCCGAGUUCGUGCAGCACGCCGAGGCAGUCGCGUCGAUGCGCGACCUACUGAUGCGCGGCGAGGUGUCGCUGGUCGACGAGGAGGUGCUGAUGAAGAUGACGGUCGAGGUGCCGGACCUGCGCGAGCGGCUCGGCAUCCCAGACGCGGCGGUGUUUGGCGGCCAGGGCAUCUCCGUGACCAAGAUCAAGCUCAAGGUCGAGGAGUCGACGGGGAAGGUGGCGGAGGGCGGGCUGUUCCUGCUGCGGGGCGUGCGGAUGCUCGGGUCGGACGUGGGGUCCGCGGGCAAGCUGUUCGCGAGGGCGGCGACGGGCACGUCGCUCAAGCCGCGCGAGGUGGCGGCCCUCCGCCGCACGGCGCAGGACCUGCUGGUGUUCAUUCCGUUCGCCAUCAUCCUGAUCGCGCCGCUCACGCCGGUGGGGCACGUCCUGAUCUUCGGGUUCCUCCAGCGGUACUUCCCGGGCUUCUUCCCCUCCCAGUUCACCCAGCGGCGGCAGGAGGUGAUGAUCAAGUACGAGGAGCUCAAGCGGCAGCUCGAGGAGGCGCAGCAGCAGCUGAUCGACGAAAACGAGAAGAUGGAGCUCAGCGCCGCGGAGGCCGCGCUCAAGCGCCUCGUGCCGUACAUGGCGAGCGCGGGGGGCGCCGAGGACGGGCUGGACACGCCGGCGUCGCGCACGGUGCGCUCGCUUGAGACCAUGGUGCAGCGCGCGGCGGACGCGAGCUACGGAACCGUGAGUGACGACGAGGAGGACGACGAGAAGGAGAGGCAAAUGGAGGCGAGGGGGCAGAGGGAGAAGAAGUGA